GCAUUGAAGCGCAGUGUGAGACACUGGGAGGUUACAUUUGAAACAGCAGUUUGGUGCUGGUAUAAUUGAUUCCAUAUUAGCCUAGCCUAGCCUCAGUGAGUGCACUCGGAGAGAUAUCACUGCUGCGCGUUUCCCUGGCGUGGGCUGCUGCUGCAACGACAGGAUAAGAUCCAACCAAGCGACCUCACCUCACUCCAAAGCACAGAGGGCGAGAAGGACAGAAAAACGGAAACGCUAACAUGACAACCAAAAAGCCGCAGAGCCUACUCCGGGAGGCUUCUCAUCAAAUUAUUGCCGGUGGAUCUGCAGGUUUGGUGGAGAUCUGCUUGAUGCAUCCUCUUGAUGUGGUGAAGACAAGGUUCCAGAUCCAAAGGGGAACCAGUGACCCCACCAGCUACAAGAGCCUUGGUGACUGCUUCCGAACCAUCUUCCGCAGAGAGGGCAUCUUUGGCUUUUACAAGGGAAUUUUGCCUCCAAUUGUGGCCGAGACACCAAAGAGAGCGGUCAAGUUCUUCACCUUUGAGCAAUACAAGAAGGCACUGAAUUUGACCCCUUUGUCUCCCGGCCUGGCGCUGUCUGUAGCAGGCCUCGGCGCAGGCUUGACUGAGGCUGUUGUCGUCAAUCCGUUUGAGGUGGUGAAAGUCAGUCUCCAGGCCAACAGAGAUUCCUUCAAAGAGCAACCCUCCUCUUUUUCUCAAGCAAGACGCAUCAUUAAUUCAGACGGCUUUGGACGGAGGGGCCUGAAUAAAGGAUUAACGUCAACACUGGGACGUCAUGGAGUUUUUAACAUGAUCUACUUUGGCUUCUACUUCAAUGUCAAGGAUGCUAUUCCUACCAACCCGGACCCUACCCUUGAGUUUCUGAGGAAGUUUACUAUUGGCCUGGUGUCCGGGACCAUCUCCUCCUGCGUGAACAUUCCCUUUGACGUAGCCAAGAGCCGCAUCCAAGGCCCCCAGCCGGUGCCAGGAGAGAUCAAGUACCGCACCUGCUUCCAGACCAUGGCAGUGGUGUACCGAGAGGAGGGGUACAUGGCGCUAUACAAGGGGUUGGUGCCCAAGAUAAUGAGGCUUGGACCAGGUGGGGCAGUGAUGCUACUGGUCUAUGAAUAUGUGUCUGGAUGGCUACAGAAGAACUGGUAAAACAAAAAAUAAAAGAAGACAGGAAGAGUGCCUUAGAUAUUGUGCCUCAAUGUUAAGUCAUUGUCAAGGACAGACCAAAUUAGUUUCUUUUUUACCCGUAAAUAUAUACAGAACUGCAAUAAAUAUAUGAUGGUAGGUUUUUCUUCAGAUGCUGCAUUCAAAGCCAGUUUCUCAAGAGGUGCUGCUACACGGCUUGAAACAGCUGCAGUGUUGGCAAAUAUAUUUAUAGCAGAACACAAGUUUUUAUUACUUGAUCAAUAGCUUUUAAUGUUCACUUUCAAAUAAAAUAAAACGGCAAGAAUAGACUGAGUGUAUGUUUACAUGACAAUCACAAACUCUAGACCCACUACAAAGUGAUCACGUAUAGAUCAUCUUUAUAUAGCUGCACAGCACAUGUUAUAUGACAAAACUUGAACGCACAUUGAGUUCAGAUGAGCCUCACUUCCUCGACCGACCUGACCAGAGCUCUGCUGAGCUCAGCGGAUCAUCCAUCUCCAUCAAACAUCACUCGUGUUUUAACAUAAACUGCUCAUUAAGAGGCAGCUUUUGAAAUCAGCACACCACCCACCAGCCAUAGAGUCUAUGUGCACACAUAUAUACAUCUGUAUGUAUACGUUUUUAUACUCAUCGCGCACACUUGAUCACAAACGUAUACGGUGAUCACACCCACAGUACUAAGCUUUACAUUUCAAAGAAACCAAAUAGCCGCAACAGUGCCUUACAAAUCUUAUACACUGAUAUUGUGGAGGCCUUUUGCAGAACUUUUUAAGACUAAUAUUUUUCAUGUACCACCUAUAAAUUGGACUAGUAUAAAAUGUGUGUUUUUUAAGCUUUUAUUGGUAGGCAUUUGUGGUAAUUUGACUAUUCCGUUAUCAUUUGAAAUGUACUUGCAUGUAUUGGUAACAAAUAAAAA
Messenger RNA from Scomber japonicus (chub mackerel), 2052 nucleotides. RefSeq names its product solute carrier family 25 member 21 (gene slc25a21). The transcript has 11 exons. The coding region runs from base 240 to 1139 and encodes 299 amino acids. NCBI's taxonomy places the organism in Eukaryota, Metazoa, Chordata, Actinopteri, Scombriformes, Scombridae. The record is from RefSeq and is a predicted model, not a curated record.